UAAGUCUUUACCUUCCUAAGGCCAAGAGCCCAAAUUAGACACUAACACAUUCCUAGUGAAUCUCAACACCCUCAAAACUCUCAAACAGACAGAAAUAUUAAAAGAAAAAAGUAGUAGCCGCAGCAGAAGAACGGGGCAAAGAAGAAGAAGAAGAAUUAGCUGCAACACAAAACUCUGUCUCAACCUUAUAUAUCCAUCCAUCCCCAAAAAAGUCAAUCUCACCUUUCCCAAAACUUCAUCACUCUACACACUUUGAUCUAGAGAAGCAAUUCACACCCAACAAUACUGUUAUAACAAAAAAAAAACCAAUUGCUUAAAUGAUCUCAUUAUUACUUGUACAAACCACAUAUGUUGAAUUGUAGAUAAGAAAGAGCAAAAGUUUAUUUUUUUGGAUUGGUUAAGAAUUUGCAAGAAUGAUGAAUUCUGGGGUUAGUAGUAGUAAUAAUAAUAAUAAUAAUAAUACAAUGUCGUCUGCAUCGGGGAACAAUAACAACGCAGGACAAUCACCUGGUUUGAAGACUUAUUUUAAGACCCCAGAAGGAAGGUACAAGCUUCAGUAUGAAAAGACACACCCUGCUGGCCUUCUUCAUUAUGCUCAUGGCAAGACUGUUACUCAGGUAACCCUUGCUCAUCUCAAGGAUAAGCCGAUGCAGGCGCAGCCCCAAUCAUCAUCAAGUUUUGGAGUGAGCAGUGGUGUUAGGUCAGCUGCAGCAAGGUUCUUAGGUGGAAAUGGUAGUAAAACACUUAGUUUUGUUGGAGGAAAUGGUGGAAGUAAGUCUAUUAGUGGCAUGAGUGGUAGGGUUGGAUCAUUUGGGGUGUCAAGUUCAAGUAAUUCUGUUGGCAAUUCGAAUUUUGAUGGCAAAGGAACCUAUUUAGUGUUCAAUGUUGGUGAUGCAAUUUUUAUCAGUGACUUGAAUUCUCGAGAUAAGGAUCCUGUAAAGUCUAUACAUUUCAGCAAUUCAAACCCCGUUUGCCAUGCAUUUGAUCCGGAUGCAAAGGAAGGACAUGACCUGCUCAUUGGUUUAAAUUCUGGAGAUGUUUAUUCAGUAUCCUUACGGCAACAACUACAAGAUGUUGGGAAGAAGCUUAUUGGGGUACAACAUUACAACAAGGACGGUGCUGUUAACAACAGUCGUUGUACUAGUGUCGCAUGGGUGCCUAACAGUGAUGGCACUUUUGUUGUUUCUCAUGCGGAUGGAAACUUUUAUGUCUACGAUAAGAGCAAAGAUGGUUCUGCUGAUCCUUCAUUUCCAGUCAUCAAGGAUCAAACUCAAUUGUCUGUUUCCCAUGCACGCUAUAGUAAGAAUCCUAUAGCUAGAUGGCAUAUAUGUCAAGGUUCAAUCAAUAGCGUUGCUAUCUCAAAUGAUGGGGCAUAUAUUGCAACUGUUGGGAGGGAUGGUUAUCUGCGAGUAUUUGACUACAAAAACGAACAGCUUAUAUGUGGUGGGAAAAGCUACUAUGGUGCUCUAUUAUGUUGUGCUUGGAGUAUGGACGGGAAAUACAUUUUAACUGGUGGAGAAGAUGACCUAGUUCAGGUUUGGAGCGUGGAGGAACGUAAAGUAGUUGCAUGGGGUGAGGGACACAACUCUUGGGUAAGCGGAGUGGCUUUUGAUUCAUAUUGGACAGCACCAAAUUCAGAUGGCACGGAUGAAAAUGUUGUCUACCGAUUUGGUUCUGUUGGUCAGGACACACAAUUACUUCUAUGGGAUCUUGAAAUGGAUGAAAUUGUAGUACCAAUGCGCCGUCCUCCUGGUGGAUCUCCAACUUUCAGCACCGGGAGUCAAUCGUCACAUUGGGAUAAUGCUUGCCCCGUUGGUACUUUGCAACCUGCUCCAAGCAUGCGAGAUAUUCCAAAAAUAUCACCCCUGGUUACUCAUCGCGUUCAUACUGAACCACUCUCUAGUUUAAUAUUUACUCAUGAAUCAGUCCUUACUGUCUGUCGGGAGGGGCACAUUAAGAUUUGGAUGAGACCAGGCUUUGGUGAAAGCCCAUCAAGCAACUCGGAUUCUUUAUUGAGUACUAGUAUGAAGGAGAAGCAAUCGAUAUUGGGGAAGGUUGUUACUUCAAAUUACAAGUAAUGACAUAAAUAUUAUUAUGUUGGAGUGCAAAAAUGGAGAACGCAGUAAAUGGAGGUCUUUUACAUACUGACAUUCACUGCUCUUCAGUUACGUUUGCUCGAUGCUGAUAAGCGUAUGAUAUGAGGUUGUGCGGUGAGAUUAACUGACCAAUUGUAUAGGGAACAAUGAAUUUGCUGCAGGGAGCAAGAUGAGGUUGGAAGAAGGGUGCACACCUCGCGUGUAAGUAUGAAAUGUUAAGAGAAUAUUUAAACUGAUAGGCUGAAAUAAUUAUCUGACAUCUUUUGAGAUGUGCACCCUCCCAGAACUCCCUAACCCCUCCUUUUUUUCCCUUUUGUUCUUUUCAUUUUUUUCUCUUUUCUUUUUUAGCCAAUUUUGCAUAGAAACUACUGGUUGACAUUUGAUUUGUAUUGGAAUACCUCAUGUUUUGCCCUGUCCAACAUUUUGGCUGUGGUUUUAUGGGGUUGACAAGCUUAUUAAUGCACUUUUACAUGGAA
This is a messenger RNA of Nicotiana tabacum (common tobacco), 2572 nucleotides long. RefSeq lists its product as uncharacterized. NCBI's taxonomy places the organism in Eukaryota, Viridiplantae, Streptophyta, Magnoliopsida, Solanales, Solanaceae. Gene Ontology annotation, molecular function: protein binding. The record is from RefSeq and is a predicted model, not a curated record.